This is a messenger RNA of Engraulis encrasicolus (European anchovy), 5008 nucleotides long. Its product is annotated as UDP-N-acetylglucosamine--peptide N-acetylglucosaminyltransferase 110 kDa subunit. The record is from RefSeq and is a predicted model, not a curated record. Bases 402 to 3542 code for a protein of 1046 amino acids. Gene Ontology annotation, biological process: protein O-linked glycosylation. The transcript is spliced from 22 exons. Lineage: Eukaryota; Metazoa; Chordata; Actinopteri; Clupeiformes; Engraulidae. Gene Ontology annotation, molecular function: protein binding; protein O-acetylglucosaminyltransferase activity.
UAUCUCGCAGAUCCGCCAUUUCAGGAACGAGCAGGCGCUUUGUUAGCUGAGCUCAAAGAACAACAGGACAAGAACUGUCAGAUAUGCUCUGACUGUAAAUGGCAUACUUUCAAAUCUCGGUGGAUAGAUUCACGAUUUGAAUGCCUUUUGGAACAUACAUGUCCGAAUUGGGUUUUUAGGCUUGUGAUUUUUGAGACUUGAUUCUCUUUAUAGAGCUGCUAGCUGUGCUACACGGGUAGUGUUGUGGCUCUCAACUAGCUAGAACGUUUUUGGCUGCUCAAAUUUAUUUUGAGCUUUACAACUGUCUCUGACCUUUAGAGACAUUUAAUUAUCUUAUAUUUAGUACCCAUACAUAAGCAACGCUGACGACCACCGUCCAAGAGUCCAAGACCGAAGGGGAGAUGGCGAGCUCCGUGGGAAACGUGGCCGACAGCACAGAACCGACCAAACGUAUGCUUUCCUUCCAAGGGUUGGCGGAGCUGGCCCACCGUGAGUACCAGUCGGGCGACUUCGAGGCGGCGGAGCGCCACUGCAUGCAGCUGUGGCGGCAGGAGCCCGACAACACGGGGGUGCUGCUGCUCCUCUCCUCCAUCCACUUCCAGUGCCGCCGCCUGGACAGGUCGGCACACUUCAGCACGCUGGCCAUCAAGCAGAACCCCAUGCUGGCGGAGGCCUACUCCAACCUGGGCAACGUCUACAAGGAGCGCGGCCAGCUGCAGGAGGCCAUCGAGCACUACCGCCACGCGCUGCGCCUCAAGCCAGACUUCAUCGACGGCUACAUCAACCUGGCCGCCGCGCUGGUCGCCGCCGGCGACAUGGAGGGCGCCGUGCAGGCCUACGUCUCCGCUCUGCAGUACAACCCCGAUUUGUAUUGUGUGCGCAGUGACCUGGGUAACCUGUUGAAAGCACUUGGCCGCUUGGAGGAGGCUAAGGCGUGCUAUCUGAAGGCUAUUGAGACCCAGCCCAACUUUGCGGUUGCCUGGAGUAACCUGGGCUGUGUGUUCAAUGCCCAAGGAGAGAUCUGGUUGGCUAUCCAUCACUUUGAGAAGGCUGUGACCCUUGAUCCUAACUUCUUGGAUGCCUACAUUAAUUUGGGAAAUGUCCUCAAGGAGGCUCGUAUAUUUGACAGAGCGGUGGCUGGCUACCUGCGAGCUCUGAGCCUGAGCCCCAACCAUGCGGUGGUGCAUGGCAACUUGGCGUGCGUGUAUUACGAGCAGGGUCUGAUCGACCUGGCCAUUGACACGUACCGCCGCGCCAUCGAGCUGCAGCCACACUUCCCCGAUGCCUACUGCAACCUGGCCAACGCGCUCAAGGAGAAGGGCAAUGUAUCUGAGGCGGAGGAGUGCUACAACACAGCUCUGCGCCUGUGCCCCACACACGCAGACUCCCUCAACAACCUGGCCAACAUCAAGCGAGAGCAGGGCUUCAUUGAGGAGGCCGUGCAGCUCUACAGGAAGGCCCUGGAGGUGUUCCCUGAGUUUGCGGCGGCCCACUCCAACCUGGCCAGCGUUCUGCAGCAGCAGGGCAAGCUGCAGGAGGCCCUCAUGCACUACAAGGAGGCCAUCAGGAUCAGCCCCACGUUUGCUGAUGCCUACUCCAACAUGGGCAACACUCUGAAGGAGAUGCAGGAUGUGCAGGGGGCUCUGCAGUGCUACACGCGCGCCAUCCAGAUCAACCCUGCCUUCGCAGAUGCACACAGCAACCUGGCCUCCAUACACAAGGACUCUGGCAACAUCCCAGAGGCCAUUGCUUCGUACCGCACAGCUCUGAAGCUGAAGCCUGAUUUCCCAGAUGCCUACUGCAACCUGGCACACUGCCUACAGAUUGUGUGUGACUGGACUGACUAUGAGGAGCGCAUGAAGAAGCUGGUGAGCAUCGUGGCCGACCAGCUGGACAAGAACCGGCUGCCCUCGGUGCACCCCCACCACAGCAUGCUCUACCCCCUCUCACACGGCUUCCGCAAGGCCAUCGCAGAGCGCCACGGAAACCUCUGCCUCGACAAGAUCAACGCGCUGCACAAGCCGCCCUAUGAGCACCCCAAGGACCUGAAGACCAGCAACGGCCGGCUGCGCGUGGGCUACGUCAGCUCCGACUUUGGCAACCACCCCACGUCACACCUCAUGCAGUCCAUCCCCGGCAUGCACAACUCCGAGAAGUUUGAGGUCUUCUGCUAUGCUCUGAGCCCAGAUGACAGCACCAACUUCAGAGUUAAAGUGAUGGCUGAAGCUCACCACUUUGUCGACCUGUCACAGAUCCCCUGCAAUGGGAAAGCAGCUGACCGCAUCCAUCAGGACGGCGUCCACAUCCUGGUCAACAUGAAUGGCUACACCAAAGGAGCCCGCAACGAGCUCUUCGCCCUGCGCCCAGCUCCCAUUCAGUGCAUGUGGCUGGGAUACCCUGGCACCAGCGGAGCCCCCUUCAUGGACUACAUCGUAUCGGACAAGGAGACAUCUCCCCUGGAGGUGGCUGAGCAGUACUCUGAGAAGCUGGCCUACAUGCCCCACACCUUCUUCAUCGGAGACCACGCCAACAUGUUCCCACACCUCAAGAAAAAGGCUGUGAUUGACUUCAAGUCCAACGGCCACAUCUUUGACAACCGCAUCGUGCUGAACGGCAUCGACCUGAAGGCCUUCCUGGACAGCCUGCCUGACGUUAAAGUAGUCAAGAUGGAGUGUGAUGGGCAGGAGGUGGCGGACAACAACGGUGCCCUGUCCAUGCCCGUCAUCCCCAUGAACACGGCAGCAGAGGCCAUCAUCAACAUGAUCAACCAGGGACAGAUCCAGGUCACCAUCAACGGCUUCACCGUCAGCAACGGCCUCGCCACCACACAGAUCAACAACAAGGCGGCCACAGGAGAGGAGGUGCCGCGCACCAUCACCGUGACGACCCGCUCGCAGUACGGCCUCCCGGAAGACGCCAUCGUCUACUGCAACUUCAACCAGCUCUACAAGAUCGACCCUCCCACCCUGCAAGUCUGGGCCAAUAUCCUGAAGCGUGUGCCCAACAGUGUGCUGUGGCUGCUGCGUUUCCCGGCGGUGGGCGAGCCCAACAUCCAGCAGUACGCCCAGAACAUGGGGCUGCCGGCCGCCCGCGUCAUCUUCUCCCCCGUGGCCCCCAAGGAGGAGCACGUCAGGAGGGGGCAGCUGGCCGACGUCUGCCUGGACACGCCGCUCUGCAACGGACACACCACCGGCAUGGACGUGCUGUGGGCCGGCACACCCAUGGUCACCAUGCCUGGUGAGACUCUGGCGUCGCGUGUGGCUGCCUCCCAGCUAACGUGUCUGGGAUGCCUAGAGCUCAUCGCUCCGAGUCGACAGGAGUACGAGGAAGUAGCAGUCAAACUGGGAACAGACAUGGAAUACCUGAAGAAGGUGCGCUCCCGCGUGUGGAAGCAGCGCAUCUGCAGUCCGCUCUUCAACACCAAGCAGUACACCAUGGACCUGGAGAAGCUCUACCUGCAGAUGUGGGAGCACCAUGCGAACGGCAACAAGCCCGAGCCCCUGGUCAUCACGCAACCCAUCGAGGCCUCCGAGACGGCCUAGAGAGGAGACUCACCCACCCCCACACCCAACACCCCACACCCACCUCCUCAGCCAUCUGUGCCCCAGGCCCACAGCGCUAUUGCACCAACCCCCGAAAACAAACUUGCGCUAACAACCCCUACCAAACCUACUCCCACACACCCUGGAGUCUCUCGCAGGUGGAACUGAGAUAUGCUCUCUCACACAUACAAGACCGCCUCACCCCUGAAUGAAAUCAGGUCCUACCAUAUGCUCCUUUUCCCCCUCCUUUACCCCCUAUGCCUACUAUGAGACUAUGAGGAGAGAAUGUGCCCCCUCCCCAAGCCCAAAUCCUCCUUCCCUCCCUCCAUCUCCUUAUCCCAACACUUAAAACUCGUCUGCCACCCUCCCUACCCAAGCUAAUGACACAAUCAGUCUGGUAAUGCUUUCUGUCGUGUGUAUAUCUGUGUGACAGAAGGGGUGCGUGGGGACGGAUCGGAGUUGGAACAUGGACCAGACAAUUUUGCUGGACAAUUUUGUUUCUUCCUUCCUUUUUUUUGUUUGUUUUUGUUGUUUUUCUUUUUUCCUUUUUUGAAAGAAGGGUCUUCAGAGCAAAAGGGACAAUUGUGCACCUAGGGGCGACUUUGAUCAUAACAACAAACCAUGUCAAGAAAAAAAAACAAAAAACAGCUUUAUUGAGUGCGCAGCAUUUGUCUGCAGACUACAUUUUCCCCAGUAAUGGUGUAGACUGAGUAAUCUGCUCUUUUUAUUGUCUGGGGUGAUUUAGUGAGGAAUGAAUGUAUUUAGGACAAAGAUAGAAAAGAUUAAAAAAAAGUAACUAAAUGCCAAUUGCAGGAGGAUACGUUGUUACUUUGGAGUGUCUGUCAUGUGUCAUUGUGAAAUACAAAAAUGCUGCGGUGUUCUCCCCAGUGCAUCCGCCAGGGGGCGCCGGACAUCCUUGAGAGGAGUUGAGUCGACUGCCCGUGUUUUAUGAGCGAAUGAGCGAUAAGGUUGGUCUCAGUACCCCCUGCUGGCCCCCAUAAUCACAUAUGAGUCGUUGUCUUGUCAUCAGGUGGAGGCCCAGGUAAGUAUUUCUAAACAGUCUUGAUUUUAUAUUCACUGCUUUUUGUCUGAUUUUUUUUUUCUUGGUUCAUUUUACUUUCUGUUUUUCUGAUUUCUUGAACGUCAUAUUGGCCAUUUUAUUUAAGACCAGACAAUGGUGUGCUGGAAAGGCUAGCGUGAAAACAUGAACUCUUGUCAUUAUUAUUAAAAACAAAAAGCGGCCAGUCCCGGAGUCGUCUUGUCAAAAACGUGCUACAUCCCGCCAUUGGUUUGAUUUCUUCAAAAUUGUAUAUCAAGUGAAUUGGAUGGUAAGGACAGUCUAAAUGCUAUAAUCGUACCGGUAAAAAUGCACUGUUCUCCUAGAUCAUCUCCCAUCAGUUGGAAAAAAGAAAUGUUCGAAGAUGUUCUUGUCACUGCUCUGUGCUAAUAAAAAAGUGUUGAUGUCA